Molecule: messenger RNA, 300 nt
Organism: Entamoeba nuttalli P19
Lineage: Eukaryota; Evosea; Mastigamoebida; Endamoebidae
Exons: 1
Coding region: 1-300 (99 amino acids)
Source: RefSeq, a predicted model, not a curated record
AUGACAAUCAUGGAAAAUUAUUGGACUAACAGACAUGCUUUGAAUUAUACGGUUUGUAAUAAUUCAUUUGAGUGUGAAAUAGGGGAUGAGUGUGACCCAACUGAAUCAAAUUUAAGUCCUUUGUCAAACCAAAUACAAAAGAAUUAUACAAAAGGGUGUGCUCCAUUUUGUGGAGUUUGUCCAUUUGGAUAUUCAUGUAACCAAGCUGCAAGAUGUGUUAAAAAUUCAAUUCAUAACACAAGAAGUGAUAGCUUAAGUAUCUUCAUUGGUCUUUCUACAAUUCUUUUAAUGUUAAUUUGA